Molecule: messenger RNA, 1723 nt
Organism: Dicentrarchus labrax (European seabass)
Lineage: Eukaryota; Metazoa; Chordata; Actinopteri; Moronidae
Gene: mei4
Product: meiosis-specific, MEI4 homolog (S. cerevisiae)
Exons: 5
Coding region: 60-1229 (389 amino acids)
Biological process (GO): oogenesis; homologous chromosome pairing at meiosis; meiotic DNA double-strand break formation
Cellular component (GO): lateral element
Source: RefSeq, a predicted model, not a curated record
CACCUGUGGAGCUACAUUAGCACCGUUACUUUCAGAUUGUGACCUUUUAAUGUGGAGCAAUGGAAGGCCAGCAGGGACAUUUAAAAGGAGUGACUCAAGCCGAGCGUUUUUUCCUGCGAGCCAAAGUGGCCCAGGCGGUGGGCGUAAUAAAGAGCAAGCCCUCGGGUUUGAGCGGCAGAGAGUACGCCGAGGUGUUGGCCACCAAGCUGAAGAUCCAGGACGAAGGCUGGAAGAAAAAAGCCCAGGAGCUGCAGCAGGAGGUGCUCAGGCUGCGGCAGGAGUUACUGGUGGCCACAGCGACGUCCAUCACAAAGAGCAGCACAGCGGCAGCAGGUCAAGACAACACAAUGGACACCAAUUCACAGGAUCUGUUUGGUCCAGAAAGUGUAGCGUACAGCACAGACCUUCAACCAGACUGCGACUCGGAGACUCCUGAGCUCCUGCUACCGGACCCCGAACCUGCUGUCCCUUCCCCUCAGCUGCAUCUUCCCUCCAGUCCUCACAGGAAAGCCCUGCUUCCUCAUGUGCAGUUCCUCCAGUCGCUGUGCGCCCUCCACCGAGUAGAAGAGAGCAGCAGAGGCCUGGAGUCGCUGUGGUUCCGCCCUGACGGGGGUGCUGGGUUGGUAUUGGUGGACUCUGUGUGCCAGCUCCUGGACUCAGUGGUGGCGGCGUGCAGGGAACCCCCUCUGCUGGGACCUACCGACCUCGUCCUGCAGGCCUGCCAGGUCGCGGCCCGAGCGAUGGACCUCUUCUGCUCCCAGAGGCUGCCGUCUGUGGAGUUCAUGAGACGGGUGGAAAAGUCACUGAGGGAGCUGACUGGGAUGCUGCUGCACUGUAAUCAGCUCAGCGGGCUCCGGGCUGCAGAGAAGCUGAUGGAGUACCUGAUCACGCUGGGGAGCAGCAGCAUGUCAAAGUCCUUUCUCAUUCGUCACAUCCUCUCUCAGAUCAGCACUCUGGCUGAUCAGCUGUGGCAGGCCUUCCAGGUGCGGGAGAGCUUUGGGCUCAUCAAGUUUCCCAUGGACCAGUAUCAGAACUCGUGCUGCUUGUUCUGGAUCCUGGAGGAGCUCCUACAGAAGUCAAAGGUACCGUGCAGGGUGGAGGUAGGGUCGGAGCAGGCCGGCUUCCUGAGCCACUUGGAACGCCGCAUCUUUCUUUUGUCAAAUGAGUUUCCCAUGUUUUCUAUCUCCAUGUGGAGGAUUGGAGGUCUCCUCACCGUCUCGGACAGAUAAAAGCCCCCAGGUGCAAGUUAAAAGCAGGCCACAUUCAGAGGUUUGCUUUCCCAUUUUGUGGCUAGGUGCGACUACAUCAUAUUACCAAAGGACCAUAAUGUUCAAAACUAGUUGAAGAAUAAGUAAAGUGUUUUAUUUCUAUUCUUGUCAACAAAUCUCUCAAAACAACCAAAACCAGCUGUGACUGUACCUGCUUAUAUAUCUGCUUCCUCUGUGCCAGUUCCAUUGUGUCCAAAAACUAUUAAUAACUCAUAAAUGUUCCAUCAUUACCAUGACCACACACACCUUUUUUUAUUUAUACACCAUCCUGCUGCCACAAAUACUCACUACAGCAGUGGUUCCCAUUCCUGUCAUUGAGAAAACUGACUGUAUUUUAUGUAUAUUUCAUAUUAUUCUUCAAUAAUAACAAUAACAGUAGAGGACAGCUGAUAAACUGAACAAUUAACCCAAACAGUGAACACAAGAACUGCAGGAAGUUUGUGUAAAACCAGAGA